This is a messenger RNA of Lolium rigidum, 820 nucleotides long. RefSeq lists its product as uncharacterized. The record is from RefSeq and is a predicted model, not a curated record. NCBI's taxonomy places the organism in Eukaryota, Viridiplantae, Streptophyta, Magnoliopsida, Poales, Poaceae. The transcript is spliced from 3 exons. Bases 121 to 597 code for a protein of 158 amino acids.
CCUCUUCUCCACAGACCGCUGCCGCCAGACUCCACCCAGCCAUCACAGCGCCUCCCAACGCCAUCUCCGUUACUGCCGCCUCCAUCUGGAACAAUGGCGACCGGAUGAGGCCACCUCUCCAUGCCCAUCUCUCUUUCUCUCUUCAAACCAAAUCAGGUCGCGGUGCAGGCAAACCCUAGCAAUGUCGGCGGCCGCGAGAUUGAGGUCGACGCUGAUGGCCACAGCUGGUGGACGAACCGCCUCUGUCAUGCCUGGAAAGAUAGUCAAACGCCCCAACUUGGUUUCCAACGGGUGGUUGUCUUGUUCGUCAGGGACUGCCGGCGUGGUAGUACUAUGUUCUUCAAGGCUGCAAGAAGUCAACAAAACACGGAGAAUUCUUACUGCUAUAACUUGUUCAAGCGAAUUGGAAAGCUCUGCAAUUGUACCAAUAGAAUUCAGGGGAGCCCGUACCUACAAGAGCCUGGUGGAUGCCAAGCUGCAUCAACAAGGAGGGCAGUCUCUACAAUCCAUCGGCUGCAGUUGAAUUGGCACCCUGCAGAUUUCAAUGGAUUACAACUACACAACCAUAGCUGGUUUCUCCCAUUCAUUUAUGCAUAAUGUAUUGCCAUACUCCAGUUUUGCUGUGAGCGUGUCUCCUCCAGAUUAUGGACCUGAAUGAUACAAUUUCAGUCAAGGUAGUAACAAAGAAACAUUGUCUACCCCAAUAAUCGUUCAUUACAUAGGAGUAUAUAUUAUGUCAUUAACUUGUGAUCCUGAAUGCAUUUUUAUAAUAUAACUAUCAAGAAGGGUCUAUUAAAAUAAAUAUGAGUUAGAGCAUUAG